Messenger RNA from Melanotaenia boesemani (Boeseman's rainbowfish), 2605 nucleotides. RefSeq names its product Wnt ligand secretion mediator (gene wls). Gene Ontology annotation, biological process: Wnt protein secretion; intracellular protein transport; Wnt signaling pathway. NCBI's taxonomy places the organism in Eukaryota, Metazoa, Chordata, Actinopteri, Atheriniformes, Melanotaeniidae. The record is from RefSeq and is a predicted model, not a curated record. Gene Ontology annotation, cellular component: endomembrane system; organelle membrane. The transcript has 12 exons. The coding region runs from base 182 to 1822 and encodes 546 amino acids. Gene Ontology annotation, molecular function: Wnt-protein binding.
UUUAACCCCUCUCUCUUCCUUCGAAGUUGAAAGGCAGGAGUAGAGCGGUGGAGGGGCCCAGCAGCUUGCCCUCCUACUUGCCGUUGAUGCAACGUUUUCGCCCCUUCUCAGCCAUAUUAGUGUUUGUUUCCCGCUCGCUGUGAUAUUCAGAUUAUUAUUAUUAUUAUUUUUCGUCUUCGCGAUGGCGGGGGCUAUUAUUGAAAACAUGAGCACUAAAAAGUUGGUGAUAGUGGGAGUUACUCUGCUUCUGUUCCAGGCGUUUGCCUUCAUGGUCGGCGGUUUAAUUGCUCCAAGUCCGACCACGGCAGUCCACUACUUGGCCACAAAGUGCGUGGACACAGUCAAGAACAGGCAAGAAACAAAAUGGUUCAUGCCUUGGGGUCCUAACCAGUGUGACAAGAUCCGGACCUUUGAUGAGGCCAUGGCCAAGAGGAUUGAGGCCAACAACAUUGUGUUUGCUGUCCACAUUCCUCUGCCCAACAAGGAGAUGAGCCCGUGGUUCCAGUUCAUGCUGGUCAUCCUGCAGUUUGAUAUUGCCUUUAAGAUCCGCAACCAGAUCGAGGAUGGAGCCAUGGUCAUCAUUGAUGUUGGGCUGGCCUACAGAGACGACACAGUCAGUGAGUGGACAGAAAUGGCUCAUUCCUUCGAACAGAGGAAGCUCAACUGCAACUUUACCACCGCUAAGACCAUGGAGAAUGAGGGUCGUUACUAUGAAUGUGACCUGCUGCCCUUCAUGGAGGUGGGGAGCGUGGCCCAUAAAUACUACCUCCUCAACAUCCGGCUGCCUGUCAAUGAGCGCAAGAAGAUCAACGUAGGAAUUGGAGAAAUCAAGGACAUUCGUCUUGUUAGCAUCCAUCAGAACGGAGGCUUCACCAAGGUUUGGUUUGCCAUGAAGACCUUCCUCACACCCAGCAUCCUCAUCAUCAUGAUCUGGUACUGGAGACGCAUCACCCUCAUGAGCAGACCUCCUGUUCUUCUGGAGAAAGUAAUCUUGGCUCUGGGCAUCUCCAUGACGUUCAUCAACAUCCCAGUGGAGUGGUUCUCUGUUGGCUUCAACUGGACCUGGAUGCUGCUUUUCGGGGAUAUCAGACAGGGCAUCUUCUACUCCAUGCUGCUCUCCUUCUGGAUCAUCUUCUGUGGGGAACAUCUCAUGGAUCAAACUGAGAGGAAUCGGUUUUCAGUCUACUGGAAGCAAGUUGGACCUAUUGUCUUCGGCUCCUUCUGUCUCUUCAUUUUUGAUAUGUGUGAGAGAGGUGUCCAGCUAACGAAUCCAUUCUACAGCAUCUGGGCUUCUGACAUAGGAACUGAGCUGGCUAUGGCAUUCAUCAUUGUAGCAGGCAUCUGUGCCUGCCUUUACUUCCUCUUCCUCUGCUUCAUGGUUUUCCAAGUCUUCCGCAACAUCAGUGGCAAAAGGACUUCUCUGCCUGCCAUGUCCAAGGUCAGACGCCUUCACUAUGAGGGUCUGAUUUUCAGGUUCAAAUUCCUCAUGUUGGUCACUCUGGCAUGUGCUGCCCUUACUGUCAUCUUCUUCAUCAUCAGCCAGGUGAACGAGGGUCACUGGCACUGGGGAGAGCACACGGUGCAGGUGAACAGCGCCUUCUUCACUGGCAUCUAUGGCAUGUGGAAUCUGUACGUCUUUGCCAUCAUGUUUCUCUACGCGCCUUCCCACAAACGUUACGGAGACGAGCAGUCAAGUGGUCAGUGCAUCACUGGUGAUGCUGGAGCAAACAGUGGAGAGGACAUCCAGCUGACCACCACAAUCACCCACGUUGAUGGUCCCACUGAGAUCUACAAAAUGACUGGCAAAGAAGCCCAGGAAUAGAGUUUGAGUCUCCCAUCGCAUCCCAGCUGCUCCAUGGAUGUCUGUGUAAUAAGACAGACUUUUCAUUUAACACCCUGUUCCUCAAAACUGCAUAUACAAUCCACCUUGCAUGCAACCAUCAGUUCUUUCUAGCACCAAACCCUGAGCUUGUUUACAAGGCACCCUAGUUCCAAAGUCCCUAUUGUACCUGCAAAAAGCCGAAUAUCAACACUCCUGUUCAUUUCAUAAUGAAAUUUCUUGUCACAUUUCAUACUGUAAGUAAACUAUGCUUUUUGUAAAUGUUGCACAAUGCCUUGUACACCAAGUUAGGUACUGAAAAGCUGUUUUAUUAAAGACAUUUAGGUGUAAGGACGGCAACGUCUUGGUGGUUUGAAGUUGCAUGCUCUCCUGAGCUGACGAGGAUGGACAGCGAGAUUUUUCAGCCACUUGCUUUGAUUGUCCUGCUUAUCCGUUCUAGUUGUAUUCAGGGCCUCAGAACCUGUCAUAGAUGCAUCUGUCAUUAAAAAAAAUAGUAGAUGGUAUGAAGACCUGCUGUCAUUUAGUCUUUCAAGGAUUUCUUUUACAUUAUCACUGGGGGAAAUGUACAAACCACAUAGCCACUUUGGGAAAUUCAUACUGUACAUUCAUCAUGUUACAAUGUAGAUAUCUAUUUUUUAUAAGUUCCUUUUUUCAGUUUUAUAAAAUGUAUGCAUCAAGCUAUCAAUGUUUUUUUUUAAGUUGGCUGUAGCUUAUUUCACUUUAGUUUAUUUGCUUUGUAUCCUAAUUUAAAUAAAAACUUUUACU